Messenger RNA from Wickerhamiella sorbophila, 2070 nucleotides. Its product is annotated as Endoribonuclease YSH1. Gene Ontology annotation, biological process: mRNA 3'-end processing by stem-loop binding and cleavage. Gene Ontology annotation, cellular component: mRNA cleavage and polyadenylation specificity factor complex. The record is from RefSeq and is a predicted model, not a curated record. The transcript has a single exon. Lineage: Eukaryota; Fungi; Ascomycota; Dipodascomycetes; Dipodascales; Trichomonascaceae. The coding region runs from base 1 to 2070 and encodes 689 amino acids. Gene Ontology annotation, molecular function: RNA binding; RNA endonuclease activity; 5'-3' exonuclease activity.
AUGUCCAAACGACCGGCCGUCAAUGAGGAUGAACUCAAAUUUGUGGCGUUGGGCGGCGGUUCAGAGGUAGGACGGAGCUGCCACAUCAUUUCUUACAAGGGGAAAACCAUUAUGUUGGAUGCUGGAGUUCAUCCGGCGUAUUCUGGCAUGGCAUCGCUGCCGUUUUAUGAUGAGUACGAUCUCUCGACGAUCGAUGUGCUGCUUGUCAGCCAUUUUCACCUGGAUCAUGCGGCCUCUUUGCCAUAUGUGAUGCAACACACUGGAUUCAAGGGGCGAGUGUUUAUGACGCACCCUACAAAGGCCAUUUACCGGUGGCUGCUCAGUGAUUUCGUGAGGAUGGCUGCUGGAAGUGAUAGCAGCAAUUCCGACCUGUACUCGGACGAGGAUCUUAACGAGUCAUUUGACAGAAUUGAGGCUAUUGAUUUCUACUCCACAAUUGAUGUAAAAGGUAUCAAAUUCACAGCCUACCACGCCGGGCAUGUCCUGGGAGCUGCCAUGUACUUUAUUGAGAUUGGCGGCGUGAAAAUUAUGUUUACGGGCGACUACUCUCGCGAGGAAGAUCGGCAUCUGCAUUCUGCUGAGCUGCCACCCGAGCAGCCAGAUGUCCUUAUCUGCGAGUCGACGUUUGGAACAGGUAUCCAUCAGCCGCGCCUCGAGAAAGAGCAUCGCCUAGUAUCCUUGGUACAUUCUACACUCAAGAAGGGCGGCCGUUGUCUGCUACCAGUCUUUGCUUUGGGUCGUGCUCAGGAAUUGCUGCUCAUUCUAGACGAAUAUUGGGACCAUCACCAGGAUUUGCAGCCCAUCAACAUUUACUAUGCAUCUUCGCUGGCUCGUAAAUGUAUGGCGGUCUACCAAACGUUCAUCAACAUGAUGAAUGACUAUUUGAAACAACGGUUCCGCGAAAGUAAGGUAAACCCGUUCCAUUUCAAACAUGUGAAGUCAAUUCGAUCCCUCGACAAGUUCCAGGACAUUGGUCCCUGCGUGAUGCUUGCUAGUCCUGGCAUGCUUCAAAAUGGCAUUUCCCGACAGCUGCUCGAGCGAUGGGCACCUGAUCCUCGUAACACGCUGAUUAUGACUGGCUAUUCCGUCGAGGGCACCAUGGGCAAACAGAUUCUCAAUGAGCCCGAAGACAUUCCAUCUAUCGCCAAUAACGAGGUGCGAAUCCCUCGGCGAAUGACCGUAGAAGAAAUCUCGUUCGCUGCUCACGUUGAUUUCAAACAAAACUCUGAAUUUAUUGACAAAGUCGGAGCCAAAAACAUUAUUCUUGUUCAUGGAGAAACCUACAAUAUGGGGCGGCUUAAAUCUGCGCUGUUGUCUAAAUAUUCGCCUUUGAAAGGAACCGAGCAAGAAGUCAAAGUUUACAACCCACGCAAUUGCGUGGAGGUCGAACUCACUUUCCAGUCACAGAAGGUCGCCAAAACCGUCGGCAGGCUGGCUGCAAGUGAACCCAAACCUGGACAAGUUGUCAGCGGAGUUCUUGUGCAAAAGGAUUUCAAGCUAAAUCUCGUCUCUGCCUCAGAUCUUCGCGAGUACACGGGGCUAACAACGUCUACGAUUAUGGAGAAACAGGCAGUUGUUGUCGAUGCCGGGCCGGACUUGGUACGAUAUCAUCUUGCUCAAAUGUUUGGCUCGCUGGACGACAUCCCCGACGGGUUCAAAAUUAUGGACCAGGUCACGGUGACCUACAAAGACAAUGUAUAUACGGUUGAAUGGGCUGCCAGCACGAUGGGUGACUCGGUUGCUGAUGGCAUUCUGGCUGUUCUCAUGGGCGUUGACACUUCACGGGCUUCCGUCAAAAUGAGCACUAAACCCUGCGCACACGACGAAAAACCUGUGGAAAGCAUAGUGGAUAGCGACCGUAUUCGCCACAUUAACGCAUUUUUGAAGGCCCAAUUCGGUGACUGUCUCACGGUUGCCCAAGACGAAAAGACGGCCGCCAUCAAAAUCGACGACCUCGAGGCCACAGUAGACUACUCGGAUUUCUCUGUCACAAGCUCAAGUGGUCCGCUAAAACAGCGCGUGUCGCACAUUCUUCAGUUGGCUGCAACUAUCGCGGCGCCGCUGGCUUAA